Molecule: messenger RNA, 2456 nt
Organism: Vitrella brassicaformis
Lineage: Eukaryota; Vitrellaceae
Source: the annotation of a GenBank genome assembly
CUUUGGAAUGCCUUCACCGGCCAUCGCCUUCAUCCUUUCAUCAUGCUUUGUCCUCACUCACGCCCGAUGGGCCACCGACGGCACGGCCAGCAGCCUCCUGCCCGCCCUCAUCAGGGCGUCCAGUGGCAACCGCACCGCCCCUGUGGGAGACGCUGAGAGAGGCUGCCACAGAAGCGACCCCGAGUGCAAAGAAAAGCUCAUCUUCGUUGUCGAGGUGGGCAAAGCAUUGCAGACCCCAUGAAAAUGUGUUACAUGUCUGUCUGCGGUGUACGUGUCCUCGACAUCAAGUUGGGUGCCCCCUCUGCAUGCACUGCAGGUGUGCCGGCAUGGCAACCGCUCGCCCUACCACUACUUCGAGAAGGACACAAAGAACGGGCUCGACACAUGGUCAGUGAGUGAGUGAGCAGCACAUGCCUUCAGGAGACUCUUUCUUUGGUGUUUGCACUGACUGUGCUGUGGUGGCUGGGCCGCAGGGAGGGUGUGGCGGAGAAGGGCUGGCUGACGAGGCUUGGAAUGCUGCAGCACUACCUGAUCGGCGCUAUAGCCCGCAAGAAGUACGUCCGGACCUAUCGGCUGCUCAGCGGCAGGUACACGCCACGGGAGGUGUACGUCCGCUCCACUCUCGUGCCGCGCCGUCCUCUCCGCCCAGUCACAAAUGGCAGGCAAGCACAUUCCCACCUCACACACACACAUGCAUUGCAGCCCCCCACCCAUUCAGCGUGUCUUUCAUAUCAGGUUUGUUUCCUCCCGGUUCGGGCCACCACUUCACAAUGGCUCAGGAGGACAUGCGCGAUGCGCUCUACAGGGAGACCGGCAAGAUCAGCCCCAUCCGCCAACACCUCUCACUUCACAGCAACGGCACAGUCGGCGAAGACGACCCCACCGAGACCAUCCAGAAAAUGGGCGACGCCGCAUCGCUCGACAUCAAACAGGUGACCAAACGAGCCACGAGACACCCUUUGUGAUAUGUGUGUGUGUGUUUGCGUGUGGUGGUAAUGGUGGUGAAUCAGGUGGUCGGUUCUGGGUGCAGCCCGCUGCCCCAGGCUUUCGACAUGGUGCCGGUGUACACUGUCGAGAAAGAAGAGGACACCCUGCUCCUCGGCUUCGAGGACGACAUAUGUGACCAAUUCAAAGACGAGUACAUGGCGACACACAAAUGCACCGCAUUCCACAGCCCGAUGAUGGCGCGGCACGAGGCCGUCCUGGAGGGGCACGUCAAGGGCGCACAGAAAUCCAACUCCGCCUCAUGCGGCAAGACCAGCACUCAGGUGAUGGAGCACUUCAAGGGCAUCCUGGACAGGGCUGACAAGGCCCUCGGCAAGAGUCUGUUCGAGCCGGGCAAGGCUGUAAACGCUGACAUUCAUGUGGCGUCACACAUGGCGGACGCUGUCGUCUGCCAGAUUGCUGACGGCCGGAGACCCGCCAUCAAAGACGCAGUAAUGGAGCUAGGGAGAUACUUGACGAGUGCAUUGUCAGCACCCGAGACACUGCAUGUGACUCUGCUUUGUGUGUUAGGACGUCAUCAAGGGGUACCGUAUAGAAGAAAGACAUGUCUGCUGCAUCGAUUGACACAUCCAUCCAAUUGCAUCCAUCCGUCCAUCCAUCCAUCCGCGUCUCUGUGCGCCUCAGGUUGAUCGACCUUCUCGACGCCUACUUCUCCAUCCGGUUUGCCGACCCCGUCAUCGCCUCACACGGCUCUGCAGGUACGAUGAGCAGGCUGCAUGCAGAGAGAGACACAAGCCCCGCAUGACCUCUUUGUCUGUGUGCUGCAUCAGAGUUCUACAAGCUGCUGGCGUCCCUCUUUGAGAGCAAGGCCGCCCUGGCCAAGGACCCCACGAGUGCCCUGGCACUUAGGACAGGAAGAGAGGCACUCAAGGGGGCCCCAGGGCUGGCGGAGGCAGCCAACGUGUGGGAGACACUGAGAUUCCUCUACCUCUCGGCACAUGACAGCACCGUGGCCGCAUUCAUCGCAGCACUCGGCGUCUUCAACGGCGUGCAGCCACACUUCGCUUCGGUGAGGGAGGGAGGGAGACAGGAAAUGACCGCUGUGUAUCGUUCGGUGGAGGAGCUGUGUGUGCGUGUGCGUCUGCUAGACCAUCUUCUUUGAGCUGUGGCAGAAGGGGCCCUCCGGCGACUUCUUCGUCCGGGUCAUUUACAACGGUGACGCUAUGGGUGUGUGUGGCGAGGGCAUUCAGGACUGCCCUUUGACGCAAUUCCUCGACAAGAUCCGAAAGAUUGGCGGCGGGAUGAAGGUGAAUGAGUUUUGUCUGCAGCCCCCGCCCUCACCCCAGCAGACGUGAUGGAUUGACUGAUUGAUGAGACACACACUGCUCUCCCUGGCGGUGGCUGCAUACCGAGACACUGAUACAAAUGGGCGGAUGGAUGGAUGGAUCGGUCAAUCACCAGAAGGUCCAACUUCUGUCCAUCCAUUCACCAACCAUCGGUGACAAAUUAAG